Molecule: messenger RNA, 1865 nt
Organism: Panonychus citri (citrus red mite)
Lineage: Eukaryota; Metazoa; Arthropoda; Arachnida; Trombidiformes; Tetranychidae
Exons: 2
Coding region: 902-1393 (163 amino acids)
Source: RefSeq, a predicted model, not a curated record
GAUCAUUACAAUUGAUUAAUCGGAUUUACGAGUUAACAUUAAAAUGAUAAAUUAUGGAAAAGUUAAUUGUUCUUUCAUCUUUAUCAAUGGAAAUCAAGAAAAAGAAACAAAAUAUCAACGCUGAUUGUUACGUCUGAGUAACAAUUAAGAUAAUUUCUCUUCUUCCAUUGAUAUUAUUUUACAUUUUUCUAUAUUUAAAAUGAUUUGAAAAAAGUUUUCCAAAUAAUAUUUGAUAUGCUCUUUAAAACUAUUGAUAAAAUCGUUCUGAGAACAAGAGGUCUCAAGGAUCAGCGAUGAUCGAUUACCCUUGAUGUCGAAAAGGUGAUUGAGUUGAUUUCAGACGAAAAGAGAAUCUGAAAUUAGAGAUUAAUUAAUAAUCUUACCUGAGAUCGAAUGAAAAUUCUGAUGGAAAAUUGAAUUAUUAUUGAUGCGCCCGCCAAGAGAUUAUUAUUAAAUUUUAUCGUAUAAAUUUGAGCGAUUAAACCAUUGGAAUGAACCAACAAUUAACACCUACGAUGUUAAUCAAUAUUAAAUUGUUACGAUAAUAAUAUUAACCAUAUAAGAUGAGCAGUCGUUGUCUGAUUCAUCAACUGUACUUGAGCAUUAACAGGUAAGUUUACUGAUAAAAGAAUGAAAAAAUUGUGAUAAUAUUUCAAUUCCUCUUUGAGUCUGAUAUCAUUUAGGACAAAACUGAAUCAGUUAAUUGUCUCAGUAAACAUAGCAAUUAAACUUUUUUUGUUUCUCUGUUUCUUUUGCUGUUGAAUAUAAAUCAUCAUAAGAAAUUUACUUCAUCUAUAAAUUGUUGAAAUAAUUUCACUCGAAAGACAAAAUUAGUUAAUCAUCUUACUCACAUUACAAUCCUUUCAAAUUUGAUUGUUAUAACAUCUUAAUUGUAAUCACCAUGAGCCAAUCAGUAAUUAAUCAACACUCCUGUGUAUCCAUCUUGAUCACAAUCAUCUUAAUGACAAUCUCAAUGGUCACUACAACAACUUCAUACUCACCCUACAAACCAGUCGAAACUUUAAAUUCAUUUGAUUCUCCAAUCAAUUCAAUGUAUUUACCUUCAUCUUCACCUUCGGUUGAUCAUUUGCCUCUUUCUUUCCCACCAUCAGCUGAUUUCCUCUUAAUUCAAUCACCACCGAAAAGAUAUUCUGAAUUUCUUGGUGGACCAGGUAAAAGAGUCUCUGAAUUUUUGGGUGGACCCGGUAAACGAGAUCCAAGUUACGGGUCAUCCUCUUCAUCCAAUGAAUCGGGUAAAAGGUUACGAGCAACAACCGGCUAUUAUUUGGCUAAAAAAUUGUCCGAAAUUUUAUCCCGAAACUCAAAUGGCCCCGUUGUUGGACCUUAUCGACCUGGUGGAUCAGAGUUUCUCGGUGGACCAGGUAAACGAUGAUAACAAUCAGUUUAAUCAUAACAAUUAAACUCUUUCCAUCUAUCUAAUAAUAAUAAUAUUAACUUCUAACCUGUUAAUUGUUUGGCAAAAUCAAUCGAUCAAUUUUACCAAUCAAAUAACAAACAAUUUUCUUCCCUCAUUUAAUUACCAAAUAAAUAUAUUAAUUAGUUAGUAAACACUACAAUUAGAUCAAUGAAAACUUUUAAUUAGCUCAACUAUUAGGAGGAAAUAAACAACAAUCAAGUAAACAUCAUAACAAUUGAAAUUUCAACCAAAUAAUAAUCAUAAUUACAUAUGAAAACUUUUCAUACAAUAAUGAUAACAAUUAAAAAUUGAUCAACAGAAAAACAAAAGUAAGUAUUAAAAUGAAACGUUCAAACAAUUAACUAAUGUCUUGUUGCUGGUUGCGUAAAUUAAUUGUAUAUUUAUGAGAGAAAUGAUUAACUAAAUCAAAUAAAAAGACAAAUAUAAU